Messenger RNA from Acomys russatus (golden spiny mouse), 1359 nucleotides. It is a transcript of the gene Znf454, whose product is annotated as zinc finger protein 454. Lineage: Eukaryota; Metazoa; Chordata; Mammalia; Rodentia; Muridae. The record is from RefSeq and is a predicted model, not a curated record.
AUGACCACAAGUAAGACAUUUCUCAAGGCUGUUGUCCCUAAAAGAGAACCAGAUCAAUGGAUAACGGAAGACAGAGUCACCAGAGAGAUUCCCUGCGAGCGUGCUGACCUGUUAGGUUGGCAAUGCCAGGAAGGUCAGGAGGUCAAGUUGCAGCAAGUGAUCUUUGCCCCACAGGACACUCCGUCAAAGCUCAGUGAGCAGAAGGUCAAGCAGUCUGAGAGGGGCUGCACGGUGAGUCCAUUGCCUGUUCAAAGUCAGAGGUCUCAAGCCAGCAAAAAAACUUUUGAAUGUAGUGAGUGCGCGAAAGCCUUCUCCAAGAGUUCCACCCCUAAGAAACAUCGGAAAAGUCAUACUGAAAAGCUCGACAUGUGUCAGAAAACACCAAGUGGAAAAAAACGCUAUGAAUGUAGAGAGUACGGGAAAGCCUUUCACCAGAGUACACACCUUAUCCAUCACCAAAGGAGUCACACUGGGGAGAAGCCAUAUGAAUGUAAGGACUGUGGCAAGGCCUUUUCCGUGAGCUCUUCACUUACUUACCACCAGAAAAUCCAUACCGGAGAAAAGCCUUUUGAGUGCAGUGUUUGUGGAAAGGCCUUUAUCCGGAACAUACAUCUUUCCCACCAUCAUAGAAUACAUACUGGAGAGAAACCUUUCCAGUGUAACAUUUGUGACAAAGCUUUCGUUUGCGGAGCACUUCUUACUAAGCACCAGAACAUUCACAGUGGCGAGAGACCCUAUAAAUGUAAGGAAUGUGGGAAAGCCUUCAAUCAGAGUACAAGUUUUCUUCAGCACCAGAGAAUACAUACUGGAGAGAAACCCUUUGAGUGCAGUGAGUGUGGAAAGGCCUUCAGGGUAAACUCAUCCCUCACCGAACACCAGAGAAUUCACACGGGGGAGAAACCAUAUAAAUGUAGUGACUGUGGCAAAGCAUUCCGGGAUAAUUCAUCCUUUGCGCGACGUCAGAAAAUUCACACCGGAGAGAAACCUUACACGUGUGGCUUGUGUGAGAAAGCUUUCAGGGACCAGUCGGCCCUGGCGCAGCAUCAGAGAAUCCAUACUGGGGAAAAACCUUACAUGUGUGAGGUAUGUGAGAAAGCCUGCAGUGACCAUUCGGCCCUUACCCAACAUAAGAGGAUUCAUACGAGAGAAAACCCGUACAGAUGUAAGAUCUGUGGGAAAGCUUUUAUCCGAAGCACCCACCUCACUCAGCAUCAGAGGAUUCACACGGGAGAGAAACCUUAUAAGUGUAACAAGUGUGGGAAGGCCUUCAACCAGACUGCAAACCUCAUUCACCACCAGAGGCAUCAUGUUGGGGAAACGUGAUAGGAAGGUGGUUCAUUUGGAAGUGCUGUAGGAACG